AUGCCGAUUAUCUAUGCACUUGUUGCAAGGGGAACCAUUAUCCUGGCCGAGCAUGCCAUAACCACUGGAAAUUUUGCUACCAUUACUCAACAUCUCUUGGCCAAGAUCCCUUCGAGUGGAGCGACCGCUCAAGCUGCCGGUGGAAGCACCAGUAGCGGAAGCACUCAUGCCGAUUCCCGCAUGUCAUAUGUCUACGACAACUACAUGUUCCACUACCUCCAGCGUGGGAACAUCACCUACCUCUGUUUAUCCGAUUCACAACUGGGUCGUCGAGUCCCUUUUGCGUUUCUGGAAGACAUGGCUGCAAGGUUUAUUGAAACAUACGGCGAUCGAUCCCAAACUGCAAUCUCGUACGGACUCAACGAGUACUCCAAAGCCAUAGCCUCCCUCAUGGAGGAAUACACACAUGGGAAUGGGGAUAAAGUCACUGGACUGCGUGGUGAAAUCGACCAGGUUAAAGAUAUCAUGAUCAACAAUAUCGAAAAAGUACUCGAACGCGGCGACAGAAUCGAUAUGUUGGUGGAUAAAACUGAAUCUCUUUCACAGGCAUCGUUUGCAUUCAAAAAACGGUCUACGGUGUUACGACGUAGUAUGUGGUGGAAGAACACCAAACUGAUGGUUCUUUUGGCUGCUGCGGUUGCGUUGCUGAUUUUCUUUACUGUCAUUGGAUCUAUGCAAGCCAAAGGGUAAACUCGAGCAAUCAUAUUGUAUAGUGCUGAUUAGUCGAUGCUUUUCAAACACCUAGUCCAACUCUUGGCAGAAUCUACUCAAUGCAAAACUCGAAAUGAUGUAAUGAUAGUGAUGGUUUUGGAUUACUUUUGGAUUCUAUUUUGAAGGCUUUGGAAAGUGAUUGAAUCUAUUCUGAUUAGCGUCAAAUUUAACCAUUCCAAAUAAACUUGGUAUUGAUGG
Batrachochytrium dendrobatidis JAM81 is the source of this 909-nucleotide messenger RNA. RefSeq lists its product as uncharacterized. NCBI's taxonomy places the organism in Eukaryota, Fungi, Chytridiomycota, Chytridiomycetes, Rhizophydiales. The coding region runs from base 1 to 690 and encodes 229 amino acids. The transcript is spliced from 4 exons. The record is from RefSeq and is a predicted model, not a curated record. Gene Ontology annotation, cellular component: membrane. Gene Ontology annotation, biological process: vesicle-mediated transport.